Mya arenaria is the source of this 3282-nucleotide messenger RNA. RefSeq lists its product as uncharacterized. Gene Ontology annotation, molecular function: mannosyltransferase activity. Gene Ontology annotation, biological process: mannosyl-inositol phosphorylceramide biosynthetic process. Bases 91 to 1215 code for a protein of 374 amino acids. The transcript is spliced from 2 exons. The record is from RefSeq and is a predicted model, not a curated record. NCBI's taxonomy places the organism in Eukaryota, Metazoa, Mollusca, Bivalvia, Myida, Myidae.
GCGAUAUUACAUUUAUUGUCAGCUUUACAUAUAUUAUUAGGUUAAGUGUUUUGCAUACAACUUGUAACUUGGAUUUCAUCUGUGUUAAUUAUGGGAGCGUUAAGGCGGAAAACUGCUCUCUUUGGUUUUUUAUUGGUUGUUAGUUCUGUGACAGUGCUUAAGUUGACAGAUAUGAAUAGACGUGUGAUUCAAACAAUGCAAACGUUUUCACCAAGUACACAAAGCGCUCCGGAAAUCAUUUUAUUUGUUGAACUGAACAUGUCUGUUUUCCAAACAACAUAUUCUGUUGUUGCUGAAGAUUUUCUUGCACCCACUGAUGCGAUAAGACCACUCAUUCCACACAUCAUACACCAGACGUUUGAGACGGUCAUGAUUCCCUCUAAAUUGGAGAGUCAUAUUCGCACAGUUGUCAACAUGAACGCCAACUGGACAUACCAUUUUUGGACAGAUAACGCAGGAAGAAAUCUAGUGAAGGAGAGACAUCCAAAUUUACUUCCCAUUUGGGAUAAAUACAAGAGAAACAUAAUGCGUGCUGACGCGUUACGCUACGUUGUGUUGUAUGAAUUUGGUGGUGCGUAUUUGGACCUUGACGUCGUGGCAUACCGCUCGUUUAACCGGAUAACAUACAAGUACGGAUGUAUUAUCCCACCAGAGCCAAUAGAACACAGUGCAUUGUUGUACAACAUGACCGUGCUGUUGAACAAUGCAAUUAUGUUUUGUCAAGCAAAACAUCCGAUAAUGAGGGCACUAUUGAAUGGACUAGAAGGUACAAUGAACCAUAAAGAUGUAAUGUAUGCAACAGGUCCGAUAUUUCUGACUAGCAACUUUAAGUCUUACGUGAAAGAAUGUUUAUUGAAUAAAUCUGUCAUCAUUAACAAUGACAACAGCGGGACUACCGUGUCAUAUGUAUCAGGGGAAGCCUAUAUACACGACAUACACGUCGCAAAUGUUGCAUUCUUUAAUGAUGAAAUUGACUACAAUUCGCAGGAAAAGAAAUUUCAUACAACUUGUAAAAAUGUCUCCGAUUCCUCGGAUAUUGUUCGACAAGCUUGUGGCCAUUUUCUCAACAAGGCGGUGAAAAGACAAAUUAGCCCUCUGGCAUUUACAGGACAUAAAUGGGUUCAUUUGUGGCUCCGGAGUAAAGCGGAAAUUCAAAAGAAAUUAAACAAGAAUAUUUCUGAAAUACUCUCAGGAAAAACAAUUACGAUAUUUUAAAGCCUGUACAACUUUGAAAUUUGACCUUUUUUGUCGCUUUGAUGUUCUGUUUUGAAAUCGAAACUAAUGUAUUUUAAACGUUAAUGCCUUUUUAGCAUCGAUUCAGAUUUCAAAAUAUAGCAUUAACUUGAAAAACGGUGAAAAUUCAUGUAUGUCCUCAGUGUCAGAAAGACUCAAAAGCGCAAGAUAUAAAAUAAAAACUAAUAUUGAUCAAGAACGGUUUCAACCGUAAAAACCCAGCAUAUUAAAUUUAACUAAUUUUGAGAAAAUUUAAUAAUUAUCAAGGGAGGGAACUCUUUCUCAGCGCCGAAUGUUUAAUUGUCCGCCCUUCUUUAUUUUGGCGCCUUUCUCACUUGUUCUCUAGUUUUAAUCUGGUUCGGACGUGUGUUUUCUUAACGACUCAAAUUCGCUCAUUUCUGUUAUUUUGUGUAUUUUAUUCAUUGCAAGACUGUCCUGUAAAUAUUGAAACACUUUGUUUAUAUGCCCAUUUUUUAAGCCGUAGCAUGAAAUCUCUCCAAAGUAUUAAAAACUUUAUUAACGGGGCUCGUAUUUACCAUGUCUUGCGAGGAGAAGUUUUCCCUGAUAUUUCCAACAUUUCUUUGCAACUCACUUACAGAGGGCUAGGAAAGUUACUAUUUCAUUCCCCAAAGCAGGCUCCGCCCAUAACGCCAGAUAUAUUGAAGCAAAUUUAUGUUGUUCUAGAUUUUGCUAUUCCAUUUCAUGCUACGAUAUGGUGCUUAUUUUUGUUUGCAUUUUACAUGAUGUGCAGGAAAUCAAGCAUAGUUCCUGAUUCUAGUGUUAUGUUUGAUAAGUCUAAAUACCUGUGUAGAAACGAUGUGUCAGUGACAGAUUUUGGCAUUGUUGUUUUACUUAAGUAUGCUAAAACUAAUCAAUUCGGGGACAAAAACGUAGUUAUUCCGUUGUGUAAAAAUGACUCUUCUUCUUUAUGUCCAGUAAAAGCGUUUCAAAACAUGUGUAGGUUAGUUCCCUUGGCACCCUCAGAACCGUUGUUUGGUACAGUUUCCGUUGGGGAGGUGAUCCCACUUGACGCGAGCUGCGUUGAUCGUAUGUUUCGACGUAUUAUGACGCAACUUCCGAUUGCUCACGCUCACGAAUACACCAUGCACUCCUUCAGACGCGGAGGAGCUUCCUUCUAUUUUAAAUGCGGUGUGCCGGGGGAACUUAUUCAAUUGUUUGGUAACUGGAAAUACGACUGUUACCUACGCUACCUUAGAUUUUCAUUUUCUAGCAUGACUGACGCGGCACGGCUUGUCGCUUUGGCUUCCUAAUUUAGAUUCUGGUAUUUAAGUUCAGGUUUUGGCCGUUUUUGGGAGGAUUUUUGGGUGUGUUGACAAAACUUUAUAUCUAUGUUAUUUUCAUUUACAAUCUAGCAGCCCAUUACUUCGGCCAACUUAAAUUUAUAUUUUACAUUUGUCUUUGUUUUUCCUGAGCGCAAUAAUUUAACUAAUUUUGAGAAAAUUUAAUAAUUAUCAAGGGAUGGAACUCUUUCUCAGCGCCGAAUGUUUAAUUGUCCGCCCUUCUUUAUUUUGGCGCCUUUCUCACUUGUUCUCUAGUUUUAAUCCGGUUCGGACGUGUGUUUUCUGCCUCCCUCCCGCCCGAUUCUUUUAUUUCUUUUUGUCGAACAAGUUCUCAAUUUUAUCUUUGCUUACAUAGUUACCCCUUUUCUUCCCUCUUUUAUUUAAGGACAUUGAAUAUUAUAUUAUGUUUUUUUCACUUUAUUAUGCUUUCUGAUGUAGUGUAUCCUUGCAUUGAGGAUUUUUGGCUGCUUUUGACAAAUUUUUAUAUCUAUGUUAAUUUCAUUUACAAUCUAGCAGCCCAUUAUUUCGGCCAAAUUAAAUUUAUAUUUUACAUUUGUCUUUGUUUUUCCUGAGCGCAAUAAUUAUAUUAAAAGAAAUGUUUUACUAUAUUGUACAUACUUUUUUAUAGUUUCUAACAUACAAAAGUUAUAUGACAAUGACUGGGGCUGAAUCUCAAACAUUGACGACGUAUGGCUUGUAAGUAAUAUGUUCAUGUAUUUUAAGCUUUAUUAAUAAACGUCCAAGGAUA